AUGCAGUUCAAGUCCUUCACGUGCGCGCUAUUGCCGCUACUUCUCAAUCUUGUCAGCGGCUCUCCUGAAAGUCGUAUCACAAGAUGCCUUAGAGAACAUACAGGCUCUAACUCGGCAAAUUUCAGCAAGAAUGUGUACCAGACUGGCUUCGAUGGCGUGACCUGGGACGAAGAUAAGUGGCUUCUGAGCACAACCAACUUGGAACAGGGCCGUUUUCAAUCUCGAGGAUCCGUGGCGAAUGGAUAUUUGGGAAUCAAUGUUGCUAGUGCUGGUCCUUUUUUCGAGAUUGACAGUCCCGAUGACACCAACGGUUGGCCUCUUUUCUCUAGACGUCAGACCUUUGCAACAAUCAGUGGAUUCUUUGACUCACAGCCUACCACAAAUGGCAGCAACUUUCCCUGGUUGUCCCAGUAUGGAGGUGACAGUGUGAUUAGUGGUGUUCCCCACUGGGCUGGAAUCAUCUUGGAUCUCGGGGAUGAUACUUAUUUGGAUGCAAAAGUCGACAAUAAGACCAUCUCCGAUUUCCGAACCACAUACGACUUUAAAGCAGGUAUCUUAGUCUGGUCUUACAGGUGGACGCCCCGGGGAAAGAAGGGAUCAUACCAGAUUACCUAUCGUCUAUUCGCCCACAAGCUGUACGUUAAUCAGGCUGUGGUCGAAAUGGAGAUUAUCCCGACCAUGGGGUCGGAUGCGACCAUCGUGAAUGUCAUCGAUGGAGCUUGUGCAGUGCGCACCGACUUUGUGGAGACUGGUGAAGACAAUGGUGCAAUCUUCUCAGCAGUGCGACCGAAUGGGAUUGCCAACGUCACAGCUUAUGUCUACGCAAACCUCACUGGUUCACCAAAUGUGGAUCUUUCCUCGCGCAAGAUUGUAUCCGACAAGCCAUAUGUUCACUCCAACAGAUCCUCUAUCGCCCAAGCUGUGGAUGUGAAGUUCAAGCCUGGCCAGGCAGUUCGCGUCAUCAAAUAUGUCGGAGCUGCUUCUACCGAUGCCUUUGCUGAUCCAAAACAAACGGCGAAGGACGCUGCCUCCGCUGCGAUGAGAAAUGGCUACACUAAGUCUCUUCGAACCCACAUCGUCGAGUGGGAGAAUGUUAUGCCCGAAGCGUCGGUCGAUCACUACGCGUUCCCCAAUGGGACAUUGCCUGCAGAUAGCCAUAUCAUUGAUUCCGCUGUAAUCUCCGUGGCCAACACUUACUACUUGCUGCAGAAUACUGUUGGCAAGAAUGGAGUCAAGGAAGCUGCUGGAGCACCAGUAAAUGUGGACAGUAUUUCAGUGGGUGGUUUGACCUCUGACUCCUAUGGUGGCCAAGUCUUCUGGGAUUCAGAUGUAUGGAUGCAACCUGGUCUUGUUGCCUCUCACCCAGAGGCUUCCGAGCGCUUCACCAAUUUCCGUGUGGCCAAGUACGCCCAAGCACAAGAGAAUAUCAAGACUGCUUUCUCUGGCUCUAAGAAUCAGACACAUUUCAGUCCGUCAGCUGCAAUUUUCCCUUGGACCAGUGGCCGUUUUGGCAACUGCACAGCUACUGGUGCUUGCUGGGACUACCAGUAUCACCUGAACGGAGACAUCGGAAUAUCCUUGGUUAACCAAUGGGUUACAAGUGGCAAUACAAAACUAUUCAAAGAAGAACAUUUCCCGAUCUACGAUUCAGCGGCUACGCUCUAUGCGGACCUGCUUGUUCGAAACGGGUCUUAUUGGGCGUUAACCAACAUGACUGACCCUGAUGAAUAUGCCAACCACGUUGAUGCGGGUGGCUAUACAAUGCCCCUCAUGGCGGAGACCCUCCGAUAUGCCAAUGUCUUCCGUCAGCAAUUUGGACUCGAAGAAAAUGCUACCUGGGAACAGAUGGCAGACAAUGUCUUGGUUCUUCGUGAAAACGAGGUCACACUUGAGUUCACUACCAUGAAUGGAAGCGCUGUGGUCAAGCAAGCUGAUGUGGUUAUGGUCACCUAUCCCCUGGGGUACACUGCCAACUACACCAGCCAGAAUUCGCUGAAUGAUCUGGACUAUUACGCAGGCAAACAAUCUCCUGAUGGCCCUGCGAUGACAUGGGCUAUCUUUUCCGUCGUCGCAAACGAAGUGUCGCCUUCUGGAUGCUCAGCAUACACAUAUGGGCAGUACUCCUAUAAGCCUUAUACCCGUGCGCCAUUCUUCCAACUGUCCGAGCAGAUGGUGGAUAACGCUACCAUUAAUGGAGGCACGCACCCGGCGUAUCCAUUCUUGACUGGCCAUGGCGGCUCCAACCAGGUUGCCAUAUAUGGGUAUCUUGGACUGCGGCUGGUACCAGAUGAAAUCCUUCAUGUGGAUCCAAAUUUGCCUCCGCAGAUUCCAUACCUGAAGUAUCGUACCUUCUACUGGCGGGGAUGGCCCAUCUCGGCGUGGUCAAACUACACACACACAACCAUCAGCCAUGCUACAGAGACCGUCCAGCUGGAGACUGCCGACCAGCGAUUUGCCAACAAAACAAUCACCAUUCACUCUGGCCCAGAAGACGAUACCACCGUUUAUUAUCUCCCUGUCAAGGGUUCCGUUGUGAUUCCUAACCGACAGAUUGGUUCAAAAAACACUGUGGCAGGCAAUCUCGUACAAUGCCAGGCUGUUUCUUCUUCAGAUGCAUUCGAACCUGGACAAUUCCCCAUUUCCGCAGUAGAUGGUGCAGCGUCGACAAAAUGGCAGCCCUCACUUGCGGCCGAGGUCAACUCUGUGACAGUCUCCCUCGAACAUGAGGCCGGCGCUAUGGUAUCAGGCUUCUACUUCGAUUGGGCGCAUGCGCCGCCAGUCAAUGCCACAGUGAUCUUCCACAAUAAGACAUUGGAAGAUCCUGCAAUGGCGCUGUCCGCCCCAAGCUCGGACUACAAAGUUGUCCACAGCAUGACAAACAUCAUCCAAUCGAAUCCAUACGAUCAUGAGACCACAAAUCUUGACAUCAUUGCCAUCCCUACCGGAAACACGACAAAUGUGACUUUAUCAUCACCUGUGCCAGCCGCGCGCUAUGCAUCUCUGCUGAUCGUGGGGAACCAAGCGCUUGAUCCUGUUGAUGUGGAGGCCAAAAAUGGAACCGGCGCGACUGUUGCUGAGUGGGCUAUUCUCGGGCAAGAAAAGACACGCACACCCUCAGGCCGCAGAUCUGCCAAUAAGAAGAUUAGCAUGCGUGCAGCAGCGGUGCUAUCGGAUACAGAUGUCUUUAUGCGUCGGCGUGGAUAG
Penicillium griseofulvum is the source of this 3204-nucleotide messenger RNA. RefSeq names its product alpha,alpha-trehalase treA (gene treA). Gene Ontology annotation, molecular function: alpha,alpha-trehalase activity; carbohydrate binding. Lineage: Eukaryota; Fungi; Ascomycota; Eurotiomycetes; Eurotiales; Aspergillaceae. The coding region runs from base 1 to 3204 and encodes 1067 amino acids. Gene Ontology annotation, biological process: trehalose catabolic process. The record is from RefSeq and is a predicted model, not a curated record. The transcript is spliced from 4 exons. Gene Ontology annotation, cellular component: fungal-type cell wall.